Molecule: messenger RNA, 1656 nt
Organism: Saccharomyces kudriavzevii IFO 1802
Lineage: Eukaryota; Fungi; Ascomycota; Saccharomycetes; Saccharomycetales; Saccharomycetaceae
Gene: ALG12
Product: dolichyl-P-Man:Man(7)GlcNAc(2)-PP-dolichol alpha-1,6-mannosyltransferase
Exons: 1
Coding region: 1-1656 (551 amino acids)
Biological process (GO): protein N-linked glycosylation
Cellular component (GO): endoplasmic reticulum membrane
Molecular function (GO): alpha-1,6-mannosyltransferase activity
Source: RefSeq, a predicted model, not a curated record
AUGCGUUGGUCUGUUCUCGAUACAGCGUUACUAGCUGUAAUUUCCUUCCAUCUAAUUAAGGCUCCAUUCACCAAAGUCGAAGAAAGUUUUAAUAUCCAAGCCAUUCAUGACAUUCUAACCUACAGUAUAUUUGACAUUUCGCAAUAUGACCACUUGAGAUUUCCUGGUGUAGUCCCAAGAACAUUCGUUGGUGCUGUGAUUAUUGCAAUGCUUUCCAGACCUUAUCUUUACAUCAGUUCUCUGUUGCAGACCGCCAGGCCCACUUCCAUAGACGUCCAGUUAGUCGUUAGAGCUGUUGUAGGCCUUACCAAUGGACUUUCUUUCAUUUAUUUGAAGAAUGCUCUACAGGAUAUGUUUGACAAGGUUACGAAAGAGCAAAAGGAAAAAAAUGAGGAAAAGGACAUAUGCAUUUAUGAUAGUGCUGGUUCAUGGUUCCUUUUAUUUUUAAUUAGUAGUUUCCAUCUGAUGUUCUACAGCACUAGAACUUUGCCCAAUUUUAUCAUGACCUUACCUUUAACUAAUGUUGCUUUGAGUUGGGUUUUGUUGGGUCGUUAUAAUGCUGCUAUAUUUCUAUCCGCAUUUGUUGCAAUUGUAUUUAGAUUGGAAGUUUCAGCUUUGAGUGUCGGUAUCGCUUUAUCUUGUGUUAUAUUCAAGAAAACCACCCUAGUCGAUGCAAUUAAAUUCGGUAUCUUUGGCUUAGGACUCGGUUCCGCAAUUGGCAUUACCGUUGAUUCAUAUUUCUGGCAAGAAUGGUGUCUACCCGAGGUGGACGGAUUUUUGUUCAACGUUGUGGCAGGAUAUGCUUCCAAAUGGGGCGUUGAACCGGUAACUGCUUAUUUCACACACUACUUGAGGAUGAUGUUUAUGCCGCCAACUGUUUUAUUAUUAAACUACUUCGGCUAUAAGCUGGCCCCUACCAAACUAAAGAUUGUUUCAUUAGCAUCCCUUUUCCACGUUAUCAUCCUAUCCUUCCAACCUCACAAAGAAUGGAGAUUUAUUAUCUACGCUGUCCCCUCCAUCUUGUUGUUAGGUGCCACAGGGGCCGCACAUCUAUGGGAAAAUAUGAAAAUAAAAAAGGUCACUAAUGUUCUAUUCUUGACAAUAUUGCCCUUGUCCAUAUUAACUUCUUUUCUUAUUUCAAUGGGAUUCCUAUAUAUUUCAAAAUUGAAUUAUCCAGGUGGUGAGGCUUUAGCUUCCUUCAAUGACAUGAUUGUAGAAAACGAUAUUACAAAUGUUACUGUCCACGUCAGCAUACCUCCUUGUAUGACAGGUGUUACUUUAUUUGGUGAAUUAAACUAUGAUGUGUAUGGUGUCAAUUACGAUAAGACUGAAAACUCCACAGUGUUGAGGGACAUGUGGCCAACUUUUGAUUUCUUAAUCACUCAUGAACCGACUGCAGUUCAAUUACCAUUCGAAAAUAUGACCACAGAUCAUUGGGAACUCAUUGGCACAACCAAAAUGUUCACUGGGUUUGAUCCAAAAUACAUUACCGACUUCGUUUUCCAGGAAAGGGCCAAUGUUUUCUCCCUUCUUAAACAAAUCAUUUUCGACAAGACUCCUGCUGUUUUCUUGAAGGAAUUGACUGCCAAUUCGAUUGUGAAAAACGAUGUCUUUUUCACCUACAAGAGAAUCAAACAAGAUGAAAGAACAAAUUAA